UCAUAAAUACGGAAACGAGCAGCAGGCUCACGUAGUUUACGUCUCAGCGGAAAGUCGUGGGGCGUGAACUCUUUGACGAGAUUUGUGCACACCAUUCAAGGCAUGCUAUUGUUGUAUCUAUAAUCUAUAACUAAUUAAUUACGUUAUGUGAUCUGAACUCUUAGUUGUUACUCAACAUGCCGCUUAUAAAACGUCACGUUGAGCCGGUUCAUCUGAGUCGGACCGUAAUCAGUCGGGGCAUCAAGAAUGAACUUGAGUGCGUGACAAAUAACACAUUAUCCGGUGUGAUACGCCAACUGAGCAAUCUUAGUAAACAUGCAGAGGAUAUCUUCGGUGACCUUUACCAAGAGGCAAACUCGGUGUUUAUCCGAGCUAAUAUUCUGCAAGACCGCAUCGAUAAACUUACUGUGAAGGUCACCAAGUUAGAUGCCACUCAAGAUCCAGUGUCUUUGCAAGAUAUCUUGGCACAUACUCCGUUCCAGAGUAAAGUGAUCAUGGAUCAGGAGAUGUUGAGUAAAGAGAAGCGGCCUACAGCUGUUCAUUAUACAUACGCCAAUAAGUGCGAGGAGCCGCCACGGCUUAGCAUUCUCACCCCGUACAGGGAAGAUGGCAGAGAAGGCUUAGAAUUUUACACCAAACCAAGGUAUUUCUUUGAAUUAUGGUGCGAAGAACAGAAAAAGAAUAUUUCAUUACUGAAACAGGAACGUAGACACCGAAGAAAACAACGGCACCCAAGAGAGAAAGGAAUAAUAUCUAAUCAACCAAGGGCAGCAAGAACAAGAAAGGAACACUGGGAAGCAAUGAAGCAUGGAGCGGAUUUACGGCAACAUCAAACACGACAGAGUGAUCACCAUAACAUGGCACCAGAGGAAGAAUUCCACGAGGACACCCCAGUACCAAACCAAACUCAAAUACGUGAUGAUAGACAGGCUUACUCUGGCAGCCCAUAUCAAGAUGCAGGUGGACUUGGUAGGCAGGAAGCUCGACGAUCUGCGCCAAACAGACCGAUGGCUGCCCCACCACCACCACCACCGCAGACAAUGAGUAAUGGAGGACCACCGAUGAACACCGGAUACCAGAACGAGUACAAUCUACAGCAGCAUGUACCAUCACCACCAGAGUAUCCAGAUGCGCCUCCUUACCAACCGCAAAUGAUCUCAGACCAAGGCUGCAGACUAGAUUUAGGACAUAAUGAUCAACAGGAAGAAUGCCACCAGAUUCCUGAUGCUCCGCCACUCCCCGCGGCUGGCUAUUCGUAUCCAGAACCAACACCUAUGCACAAUCUUGGUCAGUCGUCAUAUAUUCCAGCACCACCCCCACCACCAAAUAUUGGUUUUGUCCCUCCGCCACCUCCAGUACCACUUGGACCAGCAGCUCAAACAGGGAUUUCCUCACCAGCCAAAGUGCCAGCACCGCCUGUUAAAGAGGAACCAGAAGACAAUCCUAGAAGUGAUCUACUGAGUGCUAUCAGAACAGGUAUCAAACUACGCGAAGUAGACCGUACCCAGGCCAAGAAACAGAACUCAGACAGCACACCAAAUUCUGUAGCAGCCAUUCUAGCUCGUCGUCUAGCAGUGGAGCUAAGCGAUUCAGAAGAUGACAGUAAUACAAGCUCGGAUUGGGAGGAAGAUGAUACUAGUUGGGACUAACAGCCUGUUCACACUGAUACUAGAGAAUAUGAUGGUAUGGAUUGGAAUAAGAUCCCAUCUCUUGGAAUUGAAUAAUAAUGGCAGAUAGGGCAAAGGGGAAGAUGAUAGGUCUUUAGGACUAACAGCCUGUUCACACUGAUACUAGAAAAAUUGAUAGUAUGGAUUGGCUUAAAGCCUAAUCUCUGAUAAAAAUAAGCUAAGGCCCUGUUCACACGUAAAUACUGUAAGUAGUGUUCUGCACACCAUAUUUCCACUCCUCAUAUUCAGUACAUUUCAAAAAUUGUCUUCUUAGCGAUCUUUAGAUUUUUAUAACAAUUUGUAGAAAUAAAAAAAAAAUAAUCAUGGAAGAUUAAAUUAAAAAAUAUAUUUUCGCCCUAAAUAACAAAACAUUUUUGAUCUUUUCCACACUCAGAAUCUGUAUUCCAUCCAACUAAUUCGGUUAGAGUAUUAUAUAGAUAAUUUAUAUAUCUGAAUAGCCUCACUGUACUGAAUGUACCUUGUGUUUUGUAAUGGUGGUAAUAUACAACAAGUGGUUUCUUCAAUUUGUAAAAAUUAAAUUGUUUAAACUGGUGGCAGCAUUUAUAUCUAAUUAUUGUUAAUAGCUGUGUAGUAAGUAAUUAAAAAAGAGACAGUUCCACGUAUUCACUCGAUAUAAAGUGACUUGCUUGGCCACAGGAAACUUUUCAUAUUUUGUUCAGCGAACUUUAUUUAUGAAAGACCUUUAAUAGAGAGUAAGGCAGGAAAAAAAUAUGAUUAUGAAGUUUUAUUUCCUAUUUUUACUAAAAUAGCAAAAGCAACUAGACAGGAAAAAAAUGAAAAUAAAGUUCAUUGAUGA
This is a messenger RNA of Anneissia japonica, 2484 nucleotides long. RefSeq names its product wiskott-Aldrich syndrome protein family member 3-like. The transcript is spliced from 6 exons. The coding region runs from base 177 to 1649 and encodes 490 amino acids. Gene Ontology annotation, cellular component: SCAR complex; cytoskeleton. Gene Ontology annotation, biological process: actin cytoskeleton organization; positive regulation of Arp2/3 complex-mediated actin nucleation. Gene Ontology annotation, molecular function: actin binding; Arp2/3 complex binding; protein kinase A regulatory subunit binding. The record is from RefSeq and is a predicted model, not a curated record. Lineage: Eukaryota; Metazoa; Echinodermata; Crinoidea; Comatulida; Comatulidae.